AUAUUCGACAAACCAAGUCAAAAUAGGCACUCUUUCUCGAGAUUGAAAGUGUGAUCGGGCUAGCUCCAUUAAAUAUUUAUGCUAGUCGAUUCGAGUUACAGAAGAUCACAUGUUCAAUGCAAGAAGGCUAGCAGCUUCAACUUUUAAGAGCGGAUAUAAGUAUAUAUAUAUUCCAUAAAAAGCACUAACUCUUGACAACCACAAGUUCAAAAUAUCAGACUUGUGUAUUUUUCCAGUGGAAAAGAAACAAGAAUCCUUUGGAAAGACUUGAUCUUUAGACCAACUGGAGAUGUCAGCAUUUCAGGCAUCAUAUCGGCCAUGUUUGGAAUUCCAAAUCACCGUUCUUCGAGGAAGAGACAUAAGUAAAGGAAAAGUUGCUGAUUACAUUGAUACGCCAGAUCCGUAUGUCAGAAUAAGGAUUCCCACAGCACCCAGCGGCAAAGCAGCAACAAAAGUUGUGUGCAACAACAAAAAUCCGGAAUGGCACGAAACAUUCAAGUUUCUUUUAGACCCCAACAAAGAAAAUACGAUGGAAAUCACGUUGAUGGAGUCUGAUAUAGUGAGUGAUGAUGUUCUCGACACUCACACAUUCAGGAUUAAUGACUUGGAGGUCGAUACCACCUGUAAACAAACCUUUAAAUUUGGAGAGACUUCCAAGGUUGAUGUUGAGAUGAAGUUGACUCGUUGCCCGUUUUCAGAUGAACUUCGCUUUAGUGGUGAGCUGUGCAGCGAGGAAAAACAAUUCCUCGCUAAAAGGCGCCAGAUUGUCUUUGAAGCCAUGCAAGAAAUACUCGGGGAACAAGGACCGUCAAAUAUCAAUGAGGUUCCUACCGUAGCAAUACUCGGAUCCGGGGGAGGCUUUCGCGCCAUGACAUCAUUAAGUGGUGUAAUGUGUGCGUUAAAAGACACCAGGAUACUUGAUUGUGCGACGUAUAUUGCUGGUCUUUCAGGCUCCGCCUGGUACAUAUCUUGUCUCUAUUCUCAUCCCGACUGGCCAUCGGUUCAUCCUCGCGUUGUGCUCGAAGAACUACGAGAAAAUGUCAAAGAAAACUUGAUCUGGCUUCUUCUCCAACCCAAAUGGGUCUACAAACACAUGCAGCUUAUCAGUAAGAAGAAGAAAAAUGGACAGCCCGUCAGCUUCACGGAUAUUUUUGGGUAUCUCGUUGGGGAUACCAUACGUAAAGGGCGUGAACCACCCAAGCUGAGUCAUCAAAAAGAAAAAGUUGAAGAUGGUUUUGUUCCUUUACCGCUCUACACCUGUGUCAAUGUCAAGAAAGAUGUCUCGGCCCAUGCCUUCUGUGAGUGGUUGGAGUUUUCACCCUACGAAGCUGGUUUCCCUAAAUAUGGAACUUUCAUGAGCACGGAAUUGUUCGGGAGUAAAUUCUACUGCGGGCGAGUUUUGAAGAAGUUUGAAGAACCAGAUCUGCGUUAUUUGCAAGGUAUCUGGGGCAGCGCAUUUACUAUUUUACUACAACAAGUGGUUCGCGAGGGGCUCAAGGAACCCGAGGAAGUCAUAAUGGCUGCAGAAAACAAAGGGAAUUUGCGCAAACAAAUGGAGGAUAUGGUAGCUUCGGACGCGAUUGGCCACGCCAACAAAGCAAACGGCGAAGAGAGUGAUGAAGAAUCCAACGACGAACCAAAAGAAUCUCCGAAUAAAGCAGAGAAGGACAAGGAAGACGCGCCUGAACAAAACGGCGAAGAGCAUAAAAGUGACGCCGAUAAAUUUGCUGAUAUUGUGGACAAAGUCAUCAACAAGUUCGAAAUUUUUCGCACAAGGCAAGGUAGAGCAGGACUUGUUCAUAACUUCUUGCGCGGGAUUGAUCUCAAGCUGUCUGAUGACCGCACUGAUAACCCAGAUAAGCUGGAGCUAGUCACAGAAGAUAAGCGUAUAUUCCUGGUGGAUAGUGGAAUGGUACUCAACUCACCAUAUCCGAUCCUACUGAGGCCUGAGAGGAGCGUGGACUUGUACCUGUCCUUCGACUUCAGUGCUCGUGACAAAGAUGAUGAAGAACCAUUCAAGGAACUUCUUCUGGCCGAAGAGUGGGCUAAGAAGAACAACUACCCCUUUCCCCCGAUCAAUGCAGCAGAGCAGAUCGAGAAGGAAGGCCUUAAAGAGUGUUACAUAUUUCGACACCCGACUGAUAAAUCUUGUCCUAUCGUCAUUCACUUUGCGCUUAUCAACAAGGCCUUCAUGGAAUACAGCAAACCAGGUGUUCCAAGAACUGAAGAGGAAAAAUUAGCCGCUAAGUUCUCCAUCUUCGAAGACCCCAAGAAGCACUACAGCACUUUUAAUUUUCAUUACCCGAACGACGCUUUCGACAGGUUGUCACAAUUGACAGAAUUCAACACUUUAAUCUGUGAACAGACGAUAAAGGAUGUGAUGGCCGAAUGUGUGCAGAGGAAAAAGCCAGCAGCAGUGGCUAAAAACGUAACCCCCGCGAAACCAAAGAAAGAAAAGAAAGACAAGUGUAUUUUAUCCUAGAGCACGGCACUUCGCGAGACACUUAGUAAAAAUUUUAAUCAAAGCAAAGGAAAAUGCCGAGGAGAUAAUGCUAACUGCGCGCAAAGUAUGCUGUUAUGCAGAAGAGAAAACUAGAUCCUAGCGGACCUAGAACCUGAAUAAGAUGCGUAAUCUAAAGAGGUUUAUACUACAAUAGAACCCUUGCAUGUGACGUCGAAGCAGCUAGAUCUGGGGGACAAAACAAAAGAAUUCCAAUCUACUGAGAAUUGGAACCUUUUGUUUUGUCCCCUAAAUUGAGCUGCAUUCCGAGGUGCUGUAAGGGGUAUACAGACUUUUCCUGAAUUCGCAUGACAAUGGAUUUAAGUCGAGGCUUGACUUGAUUCUUUCGUUCAUCAAGUCCAGCCUCAACUUGAAAGCAUUGUUUCAUGACCUUGCUUACAAAUGAAUUUAAUUAAUAUUAAUUGCUGGUCAAGGGAAUUCAGGAAAGGUGUGUUGAGUCAACCUUCAUGGGAAAUUCAUCUCAAAUGAUGACUUUUGAGAAUUUUCCCAAACACUUCAAUUAGAAUUAAAUGAAUUUUGAAUUUAAAAAUACUGAAUAUGUUUGAACAAAAUCAAAGUUAUUUUGAUUAAGAUGUUUGAAAAUGUCAAAGAAAAAUAUCCAUAUAAUUCCAUUCAAAAUACUUAAAUUAUCUCUAAAUAGUAAAUUUAAAUUACUAACUUAUCAAUGCAAAUAGAUUUAAAUAAAGAAUACAAUAAUAAUUUCAAGGAAA
Molecule: messenger RNA, 3231 nt
Organism: Actinia tenebrosa (Australian red waratah sea anemone)
Lineage: Eukaryota; Metazoa; Cnidaria; Anthozoa; Actiniaria; Actiniidae
Product: cytosolic phospholipase A2
Biological process (GO): glycerophospholipid catabolic process
Cellular component (GO): cytosol
Molecular function (GO): calcium ion binding; calcium-dependent phospholipid binding
Source: RefSeq, a predicted model, not a curated record